This is a messenger RNA of Oryza brachyantha (malo sina), 989 nucleotides long. RefSeq names its product mRNA turnover protein 4 homolog. Gene Ontology annotation, biological process: ribosomal large subunit assembly; nuclear-transcribed mRNA catabolic process; ribosomal large subunit biogenesis. The transcript has 8 exons. Gene Ontology annotation, cellular component: nucleolus; preribosome, large subunit precursor. The record is from RefSeq and is a predicted model, not a curated record. Gene Ontology annotation, molecular function: RNA binding. Lineage: Eukaryota; Viridiplantae; Streptophyta; Magnoliopsida; Poales; Poaceae. Bases 42 to 746 code for a protein of 234 amino acids.
CCAGCCGCGCCCUCUGCCGCCGCCGCCGAGAAGAAGCUGAGAUGCCGAAAUCCAAGCGCAACCGUCCUGUAACCCUGUCCAAGACCAAGAAGAAGCCGGGAUUAGAGCGCAAGGGCAAAGUGGUCGCCGAUAUCAAACAAGCUGUUGACAAUUACUCUACUGCCUAUGUCUUCACCUAUGAUAACAUGAGGAAUCAGAAGCUCAAGGACCUCAGAGAGCAGCUCAAGUCAUCUAGCAGGAUAUUCCUUGCUGGAAAGAAGGUCAUGCAGAUAGCGCUGGGGCGUUCACCAGCUGAUGAAGCUAAAACAGGCGUCCAUAAGCUUUCCAAGUUCCUCCAAGGUGAUUCUGGACUGUUCUUUACUAAUCUUCCAAGAGAUGAUGUAGAGAGAUUAUUUCGAGAAUUCGAAGAGCAUGAUUUCGCAAGGACAGGAAGUGCUGCGACAGAAACGGUGGAGCUUAAGGAAGGUCCCUUGGAACAGUUCACACAUGAAAUGGAACCCUUUCUACGCAAGCAAGGACUGCCAGUUCGUCUGAACAAAGGUAUGGUAGAAUUAGUUGCAGAUCAUGUAGUAUGUGAAGAAGGGAAGCCCAUUUCACCGGAGGCGGCACAAAUUCUGAGGUUGCUUGGGAUGCAGAUGGCAACAUUCCGACUGUACCUUGUCUGCCGUUGGUCCUCCGAUGACUUUGAAGUUUACAAGGAGGGGUUGGCGCAACUGCGAACUGAUGAAGCCGAUGAUUGUUCUUAAGCUCGUUGGGAGUGACGCACUUGCUGUCUUAUCGUGCUGAGGCAGUUUUUGGAAUUGUGCGUGCGUGUGGUAUGGCGUCUGUGCCGUUUGAUCGUUGAUACGUUGGAAAUCUGAAAAUGGUAAUCUGCUCGAGAUCGAGCGGCGGCCCUGGUACUUUCUAUAAGCGAGUGGUGGUGUUGGUUCAUUGGUAUAUUAUUAACACGGUGGCAUUAACAGCUAGCUUACUUGAUCUAUGGGUAUUUA